AUCCCGCAGUUCCUGCCUGCCCGGAGCGGGCGCCCCUUGCUCAGGCCUUCGAAGAGCGUCGUGGAGUCGGGUGGUCCUAGCUGGGACCUGAGUUGGAGGGCCAUCAACUUUUGGUAGCUGGAUUGAGUACAGGUGCAGAAUCUUGGGGUGGCCAGGAGACAGGGGAGUGGACCCGAGGCCCUCUUUGCCUGUCUUUGGAGACGCGGCCUGCGCCCCUAUCAUGGCCCUCCACCCCCGUAGAGUCCGGCUGAAGCCCUGGCUGGUGGCCCAGGUGGACAGUGGCCUGUACCCGGGGCUCAUCUGGCUACACAGGGACACCAAACGCUUCCAGAUCCCCUGGAAACAUGCCACCCGGCACAGUCCCCAACAAGAGGAAGAAAAUACUAUUUUCAAGGCCUGGGCUGUGGAGACAGGAAAGUACCAGGAAGGGGUGGAUGACCCUGACCCAGCUAAAUGGAAGGCCCAGCUCCGCUGUGCUCUCAACAAGAGCAGGGAAUUCAACCUGAUGUAUGAUGGUACCAAGGAGGUGCCCAUGAACCCAGUGAAGAUCUAUCAAGUGUGCGACAUCCCCCAGCCCCAGGGUUCCAUCAUUAACCCAGGAUCCACUGGAUCUGCACCCUGGGAUGAGAAGGAUAAUGACAUAGAUGAAGACGAUGAGGAAGAUGAACUAGAUCAGUCUCAGCACCACGUUCCCAUCCAGGAUACCUUCCCCUUCCUGAACAUUAAUGGCUCUCCCAUGGCACCAGCCAGUGUGGGCAAUUGCAGUGUGGGCAACUGCAGCCCUGAAGCAGUGUGGCCCAAAACAGAACCUCUGGAGAUGGAAGUGCCCCCGGCUCCCAUACAGCCCUUCUAUAGCUCUCCAGAGCUGUGGAUCAGCUCUCUGCCAAUGACUGAUCUGGACAUCAAGUUUCAGUACCGUGGGAAAGAGUAUGGGCAGACCAUGACCGUGAGCAACCCCCAGGGCUGCCGGCUCUUCUACGGGGAUCUGGGACCCAUGCCUGACCAGGAGGAGCUCUUUGGUCCCGUCAGCCUGGAGCAGGUGAAAUUUCCAGGCCCCGAGCAUAUCACCAAUGAGAAGCAGAAGCUUUUCACCAGCAAGCUGCUGGACGUCAUGGACAGAGGACUGAUCCUGGAGGUCAGCGGGCAUGCCAUUUAUGCCAUCAGGCUGUGCCAGUGCAAGGUGUACUGGUCAGGGCCAUGUGCCCCCUCGCUUGUUGCCCCCAACCUGAUUGAGAGACAAAAGAAGGUCAAGCUAUUUUGCCUGGAAACAUUCCUUAGUGAUCUCAUCGCCCACCAGAAAGGACAGAUAGAGAAGCAGCCGCCUUUCGAGAUCUACUUAUGCUUUGGAGAAGAGUGGCCUGACGGGAAACCGCUGGAAAGGAAGCUCAUCUUGGUUCAGGUCAUUCCUGUGGUGGCUCGGAUGAUCUUCGAGAUGUUUUCCGGUGACUUCACGCGCUCCUUUGACAGUGGCAGUGUCCGCCUGCAGAUCUCAACUCCAGACAUCAAAGACAACAUCGUUGCUCAGCUCAAGCAGCUGUACCGCAUCCUGCAAACCCAAGAGAGCUGGCAGCCCAUGCAGCCCGCCCCCAGCAUGCAACUGCCCUCUGCCCUGCCCGCCCAGUAAUCAUGGAUGCCUUCUUCUGCCCAGUCUUUUUAAAAAAGAAAUAUUGUACAUAUGGAUAUUUUAUAUUCUUCAGAUUUAGCCUGCUUUUCAAACCCUCUUCUGUCUCACACUGUUGAUAGUCUAUGGCUCUUUCCAAAUGUGCCUUGCUUUAGAAGUUGAUGUAAUUUAUGGAAAAAUCACUUUCCAGAUGUGCCUGUCCUUUUCUGAAGCUCCCUGUGGUAGUGUAAUGUGGUAGAAGGAAGUCAGGCCUGGGACACCAGCUUCUAGCUGCCACUCUUGCUUGUGAUAGCGUGACCUUGAACAAGUCAUUUCUCCUGUUGGCAUCAGAUUCAUCCCUUGUAAAGCGCAAGGCUUGGAUUGAUGCCAGAGACUGCCUCCAGCUUUAAGAAUCUGAUUUGACGACUUCUUUCGACUUGUGCAAGGUGAAGUGCCGGGAACCCAAACCCUUCUGCCUUUCUUUUUGUACCACCUAUUUUCUAUUUCUCUCUUGCUUUCAUUGAAGUUCCCUCCAACACGGAUUUCUCCACGAUUAAGCUCUGUUUGACCUGUUCUGCUAGUAUAGUAAGCUACCUGCCUGAUAGGGAGAG
This is a messenger RNA of Echinops telfairi (small Madagascar hedgehog), 2211 nucleotides long. RefSeq names its product interferon regulatory factor 6 (gene IRF6). The record is from RefSeq and is a predicted model, not a curated record. Gene Ontology annotation, biological process: immune system process; regulation of transcription by RNA polymerase II. Gene Ontology annotation, cellular component: nucleus. The coding region runs from base 221 to 1624 and encodes 467 amino acids. The transcript is spliced from 9 exons. Gene Ontology annotation, molecular function: DNA-binding transcription factor activity, RNA polymerase II-specific; RNA polymerase II cis-regulatory region sequence-specific DNA binding; protein binding. Lineage: Eukaryota; Metazoa; Chordata; Mammalia; Afrosoricida; Tenrecidae.